AUGUGGGCUAUCAUGAUGGUAAUGAGCAAGGAGGUCAAGGGUAGAGACACAAUUAAAUGGGCAAAUAUAUGGAGAGGCACUAUUACUGCAAGUUAUGUAGAGAAAUUGGGUUUAAAACCAACCUCUAAGAUUGACAUUAAUGUAAAGACUGCAUCUGGGUGUGUUGUUGCUUGUGGGAAUUUAUUUGAAGAUGUCUCUAUAGUUAUUAUUGAUACUAACUGUCAUGGGGACCUUAUUCAAGGGAUUGCUCCUAUUUCGAAAGCACAUAAUCGUAAUACUUGUAAGGAGAUGCAAGAACUGAAAGAACAAGUGGAGGAUUUGUUGAAUAAGGGAUAUAUUCAACCUAGUGUUUCACCAUGGGGAGCUCCAGUUUUAUUUGUGAAGAAAAAGGAUGGAGGAUUAAGACUAUGCAUUGAUUAUAGGGAAUUAAAUCAAGUGACAGGAAAGAACAAAUAUCCUUUACCUCGUAUAGACGAUAUUUUUGAUUAA
Messenger RNA from Ipomoea nil (Japanese morning glory), 489 nucleotides. RefSeq lists its product as uncharacterized. Bases 1 to 489 code for a protein of 162 amino acids. NCBI's taxonomy places the organism in Eukaryota, Viridiplantae, Streptophyta, Magnoliopsida, Solanales, Convolvulaceae. The record is from RefSeq and is a predicted model, not a curated record. The transcript has 3 exons.